CACUCCAUCGCUGAUGCACGCGCUGCCGCAGCGAUGCCAUGGCCUCUACGACAUCUAAUGUAGCGUUCGGCAACGCCUACUCCAGCGUCCAAGCCAACACCAUCAAUGGCUCUGUCCACAUUGGACUCGAGAACACCCUCAGUGGUCUCCCGCGCGCCGAAGACGCGCCCUUCAACUCGUACACUAAGCAGCACGAGCCUGUCUGCCUCCCCGACACACGCGUUGAUCUCCUACACGAGAUACACAGCUGGGCGAACGGGACAGAUGAGCGAUGCAUCUUCUGGCUGAGCGGGCUGGCGGGCACGGGCAAGUCGACCAUCGCCCGGACAGUGGCGCGCAGGUACUUUGGGGAGAAGCGUCUGGCUGCGAGCUUCUUCUUCUCGCGCGGCGGCGGCGACGUUGGCCAUGCGGGUAAGUUUGUGACGAGCAUCGCGGCGCAGCUUGCGCGCAGCGUGCCAGCGUUGCGGCAGCACAUCUGCAACGCCAUGACAGAGUGGAGCGACAUUGUCAGCCACUCACUGCACGAUCAGUGGCAGCACCUCGUUCUCUGCCCACUGUCGAAGCUGGAUGAACCAGAGCCAGCGAAAUACGUCGUGGUCGUUGAUGCGCUCGACGAGUGCGACAGCGACAGCAACAUCCGCAUCAUUGUGCAGCUGCUGGCCGAGGCACGGUCGUUGACAGGUGUCCAGCUGCGGGUGUUCCUGACUAGCCGGCCAGAAGUGCCAAUCCGGCACGGGUUCGGGCAGAUGGCGGAUGCGGAGCACAAGGAUGUUGUGCUACACGACAUCUCGCCGUCGAUCGUCGACCACGACGUAGGCCUUUUCCUCGAGCAUCACCUUAGGGUCAUUGCCAAAGAAUGCUAUCAGGCUGCCGACUGGCCGGGCGCAGAAGUGAUCAGACUGUUAGUGCAGAGUGCAAGCGGUCUGUUCAUCUGGGCGGCAACUGCCUGUCACUUUGUCCGUGAAGGGCUGUUCGCUGAUGAGAGGCUUCGCAUACUUCUUGCAGGCAGUGCUUCUAGUGAUGCAGUCGCGCCAGAAGAACAGCUCAACAAGAUGUAUGCCACAGUGUUGCAGACCUCGAUUCGCCCCGGAUACAAUGCGCAAGAGAUGACCAUGUACUACAGUAUGCUGCGACUUAUACUGGGAAGCAUUGUAGCAUUGAUUUCUCCGCUCUCUGUUGGAUCCCUGAGUGCGCUCCUCCUCGUACCAAAGCAUAAGGUAGACCAGACGCUGCAGAAUCUGCAUGCUAUUCUCAACAUCCCAGGAGACGCGAGACGACCGCUUCGUCUGCACCAUCCUUCGUUUCGUGACUUUCUGUUCGAUAGAAAGAGAUGCGGUGAGGACAACUUUUGGGUAGACGAGAAAGGCAUACAUAAGACGCUGGCAUCUCGCUGCCUCGAGCUCAUGUCUGCGCCUAACGGCCUUCGGCAGGACAUGUGCAGUCUCUCAGGACCUGGGACCUUAAAAAGUGAGAUCGAUGCAGGAUCAAUUAGUAUCAACCUGUCACCCGAGCUGCAGUAUUCGUGCCGUUACUGGGUCGAGCAUCUCGAGCGUAGCCAGCACAGCAUCGCAGACGCAGACGAAGUGCACGAUUUUCUCCAGACGCACCUUCUGCACUGGCUGGAAGCCAUGAGUCUGAUGGAGGAGACAAGCCAGUGCGUGCGCUUGCUGACAAGACUGCAGACGCUCGUGGGGCUAUCUGCAAGCGCCUGUGCAAGCUUCCUUCGCGAUGCAAACCGAUUUGUACUGCGGUUCUGUUCGAUUGUGGCAGAGGCACCCCUGCAGGUGUACUCGUCAGCGCUUGUCUUCGCACCAGAGACGAGCAUUGUCCGGAAAACGUUUGUCUACCAAGCCAUACUGGCCGUGGAAAUACUGUCGGGCGGAGAGGCAGACUGGGAUGCGUGUCGCAGCGUGCUGGAGGGCCAUUCACUCUCUGUCAAGGCGGUGGUGUUCUCGCCAGAUGGACAGCUGGUCGCCUCAGCAUCUCGCAACAGGACAGUGCGAGUGUGGGAGACGGCGACGGGCACGUGUCGCAGCGAGCUGAAGGGCCAUUCAAGCUUGUUCACGGCGGUGGCCUUCUCGCCAGAUGGACAGCUGGUCGCCUCAGCAUCUCGCGACAGGACAGUGCGAGUGUGGGAGACGGCGACGGGCACGUGUCGCAGCGAGCUUGACAACCCGUUCAUGUACAUUGACAAGCUCACCUUCUCGCCAGACGGUACUGCUCUGCAUACCAACAGAAGAGACAUUCCGCUGCCUGCAGACCUAUACCUGAAGUCGCCUCUGGAGCCAGAAGAACAUGCUUCCCACCUCUCAGUAAAGGGCCGGUGGGUGCUGCGCAAUACGCAGCGCUUUCUGUGGGUGCCCUUUGAAUUUCGGUCAUACAAAUCGGCAGUAUGUAAGGAUAUGGUCUGUCUUGGGUGUCCGUCUGGGCGCGUGGCUCUGCUUAGGCUGCAAUAGAGUUGUGCACAGGAGCGUUGCGGUCGUCUGCAGUAGCAUGCUCAUGAACACAUUAAAGUCUAAAUGCAACAACUGAGAUGCGAACACAAAUGGCAUGAACGGUUGUUGCUAUGAUAAAU
This is a messenger RNA of Macroventuria anomochaeta, 2575 nucleotides long. RefSeq lists its product as uncharacterized. Gene Ontology annotation, molecular function: protein binding. The coding region runs from base 39 to 2456 and encodes 805 amino acids. NCBI's taxonomy places the organism in Eukaryota, Fungi, Ascomycota, Dothideomycetes, Pleosporales, Didymellaceae. The record is from RefSeq and is a predicted model, not a curated record. The transcript has 3 exons.